GCCCAUUUCACAAAUAUCGAGUUCUUACCAAAACCCUAGUUAAGCGUAAUUUCCCAAUUCUCGCACACAAUAUUUCUCACCAAACUUUCUGAUCCAUUUAUCAAAUCAUCCAAAACACGAAAACUCACAAGAUCUGCUCACGAAUUUGAUGGGCACGAUCAUCAGAAUUUCCAAAUCAAAAACCCCAGUUCCACGGACAUCGUUUCCUUCCACCACAAGCUCAUCAAUCUCCUCAACAGACACCGUAAACGCGUCGCAUGAGUUCAAGAUCACCGGCUAUGAGUCCUCCAAAGGAAUGGGUGUGGGAAAGUACAUAGCGUCGGAAUCCUUCACCGUCGGUGGCCAUACGUGGGCGAUUUAUUUCUAUCCCGAUGGCAAAAGCCCAGAAGACAAUUCAACUUACGUCUCGUUGUUUAUAGCGCUAGCCAGCGAUGCAACGGAUGUUAGAGCUUUGUUCGAGUUGUCGUUGAUGGAUCAGAGCGGGAAAGGAAGGCAUAAAGUUCACACGCAUUUUGGGAGGGUGUUGGAUGCUGGUCCUUACACACUCAAGUAUCGUGGAAGCAUGUGGGGUUACAAGCGUUUUCUAAGAAGGACAGUAUUGGAAACAUCAGACUACCUGAAAGAUGAUUGUCUCCUUGUUAAGUGCACUGUUGGUGUUGUUAAAUCAUGUACAGAGGGCCCACAGAUUUUCAGUAUAUCUUCACCACCAUCUGAUAUCAGUCAACAUUUUGGUCAUCUCUUGGAAAGUGGUGAAUUGACGGAUUUAACCCUCGAAGUUGAUGGGGAAAUGUUUCGCGCACACAAGUUGGUUCUUGCUGCACGUUCACCUGUGUUUAAAGCACAACUUUUUGGCCCUAUGAAGGACAAUAAUACCGAUUGUAUUAAAGUUCAAGAAAUCAAAGCUCCUGUUUUUAAGGCGUUACUCUAUUUCAUAUAUUGGGAUAAGGUUCCAGACAUGGAAGAGUUGAUAGGUUUGAGUCAACAAUGGGCUUCCACACUUAUGUCCCAACAUCUACUCGCUGCAGCCGAUCAAUAUGGAAUCGAAAGGCUUCGGUUUCUUUGUGAAACCAAACUUUGUGAAGAAGUUGCCAUCAACACUGUAGCCACAACUUUAGCUUUAGCCGAACAACACCAUUGUUUUCAACUCAAAUCCGUUUGCCUCAAGUUUGUUGCUGAGCCUGAAAACCUCAAAGCUGUGAUGCAAAGCGAUGGAUUUGAUUACUUGACACAAAGCUGUCCGUGUGUCAUUACGGAGUUAUUGGAAUAUGUGGCGAGGAUUAGAGAACACUCUGUCACAUCAUAUGGACGUGGGACUGGAACCGGAACUGGGAAUGAUGUCAAUCUGGAUGGAAGUGGCCCUGAUGGGAGGCGUGUCAGACAAAGGGUAUAUUAAUGAAUGAAGUUGAAGAGAUGUUGAUAUGAUGUAUGUACUAAUGUACUUUGCCUUUUGUUUAUGUUUUGACUUCUUAUAACUCGUAUUGUAAUAUCAAAUCAUUUGAGAUUUUAUGAUUUAAUAACUAAUGUGCUAGUAGUGUUGUUUGCCCC
Lactuca virosa is the source of this 1545-nucleotide messenger RNA. The record is from the annotation of a GenBank genome assembly. Lineage: Eukaryota; Viridiplantae; Streptophyta; Magnoliopsida; Asterales; Asteraceae.